This is a messenger RNA of Episyrphus balteatus (marmalade hoverfly), 532 nucleotides long. RefSeq lists its product as uncharacterized. Bases 111 to 413 code for a protein of 100 amino acids. The record is from RefSeq and is a predicted model, not a curated record. The transcript is spliced from 2 exons. NCBI's taxonomy places the organism in Eukaryota, Metazoa, Arthropoda, Insecta, Diptera, Syrphidae.
UUUCAAAUUCCUGUCUCUGUCACUUUUAUUUUUCCUUCGUGAAAAAAAAAGCAAAACAACGUGCUUCUUUUCUUAUCAAAAAAUUAAAAUUUUAAUUUCUUUUUUAAAUAAUGGCUCAAGGUAAAUUUAAAAAGGCAAAAUUGGCAGCCGCUAUUCAAAAGAAACAAAAACAAAAGAAUUCAGUAGCAUUUACAAGGCGUGCAAAUGCCCCAAUCCAAGCAAAGAAAAAUAAAUUCAAUGAAAAUCAAAAAAUUAAACAAGUCAUUACAAAGAAUGUUAAUAAAUCAGUUGAACAUGAAUUAAGAGGACGAGCUACCGAGGGAAAUAUCAAUUUGAGCAAAGCCCAAGAAGCUGUAGCAAAGCAUCAUAAAUCUCAGGCAACAACAAGUAGUGCAACACCAAGUUUGGCGUAGUUUAUUUUUUGGGAAUUUUCUUUUAUUUAAUACUGGUUUGAUUUUUAUAAAAUUUGUGUAGAUACAUAGAAUUAUGUAUAUUUUAUAGAAAAAUAUAUCGUAACGAAUUCAUUAAUAAA